AUUUUCUUUGAACGCAGCAUGACGCCGCAUGUGAGUUAGUGGCUCAUUAUCUGGCAGUCGGAGUGGCAGCGGACACAAGAGAGGGGAUCCCCGGGAUUUUUUCAUCGAAUUACGGGUAUUGAUAGCUAAAUUAUAACCCAAACAACCGGAAAACUAGGGCCAACGCCGUCAACCCCCUCUAAAACCACGGAGGGAGCAGCCAUGUCGGAGGAGGCCGCGCGUCUGACGCGUAGCCAGAAGCGGGCGCUGGAGCGUGACCCACCGGGCCCCGCCGGCUCCCCGGAGGACGGGGAGAGCAAGCGGCUGAAGCUGGAGACGGGGGACCCGGCCGCCGCCGUCGGCCUCUCGGACGUAGAGGACCCCGAGGAGGACGCUGCCUCGGAGGGGACGCCUGACCCCAUCCCAGAGGUGCCCGCCAGCCUCCUGAAGACGGGGGAGGUGAAGGCCACCAUCAAGGUGGAGGUCCAGACCGGAGACGAGCCGGUGGACAUGAGCACGGCGAAAAGUGAGGUCAAGAAGGAGAGGCAGCCCCCGUCCCCGGACGACGUCAUCGUGCUGUCGGACAACGAGCCGGCCAGCCCCGUGAUGAACGGCCACUGCUUCACCAAGACGGACACGGAUAAACUCAUGAAGAGCAGCCCCGAGGAGAGGGAGCGCAUCAUCAAGCAGCUCAAGGAAGAGCUGCGACUCCAGGAGGCCAAGCUGGUCCUGCUGAAGAAGCUGCGACAGAGCCAGAUCCAGAAGGAGAGCACCGUACAGAAGGUGACGGGCCGUAGCUCAGGUACCGUGAUCCCUCCUCCACUGGUGCGGGGCGGGACGCAGCACGUCCCCUCCAAACCCAACUCCCAGAUCGUCAUGCCACCGCUGCUGAGAGGAGCACAGCCCAUCGCCGUGACCCCGCAGCAGAUCGCCAGCCUCCGGCAGCAGCAGCAGCAGCACAGCGGCUCGGGGCCCCCGCCCCUGCUCCUGGCGCCCCGGGCGUCGGUGCCCAACGUGCAGGUGCAGGGCCAGAGGAUCAUCCAGCAGGGGCUCCUCCGGGUGGCCAGCGUGGCCAACAACAACGUCAUGGUCAACAUUCCCCAGGCCUCUCCAACCCAUAUGAAGGGCUCCAACGUCAACUCCAACUCCAACCCCAGCGAGUCUCCAGCCGCCCGGCAGGCCGCUGCCAAACUGGCGCUGCGCAAACAGCUGGAGAAGACCCUGCUGGAGAUCCCUCCGCCCAAACCACCAGCCCCCGAGUUCAACUUCCUACCGUCGGCCGCCAACAACGAGUUCAUCUACCUGUUGGGUCUGGAAGAGGUGGUGCAGAAACUGCUAGAGAUGCACGGCAGGGGUAGCUUAGGCCCGGCCGCGGCGAUGGCCAACUCUCUCCCCAAGGAGCCGCACACCUGUCUCCAGUGCAAGACGGACUUCACCUCCCGCUGGCGCCAGGAGAAGGCCGGCACCGUCCUCUGCGACCAGUGCAUGUCGUCCAAUCAGAAGAAGGCCCUGAAGGCGGAGCACACCAACCGGCUGAAGGCGGCCUUCGUCAAGGCCCUCCAGCAGGAGCAGGAGAUAGAGCAGCGCAUCCUGCAGCAGGCCGCCUCCUCCGCCGCCUCCUCCUCGUCCUCCUCGGUCUCCAAGACCACCUCUCCGUCGCUGUCCAAGAGCGAGCAGCAGAUCCUGGUGUCCCAGCAGUUCAAGCAGGUCAGGGCUGCCAUGCAGCAGCAGCACCAGCAGCACCAGCAGCAUCAACAGCAUCAACAUCAGCAGCAGCAUCAUCAGCAGCAGCAGCAGCAGCACAGGGGGCAGUCCAUGGCUCGCCACCACUCCGCCAUCAAGACGGUCGGUCAGAUGUCCCGUAGCAUCCAGUCUCCAGUGAGCUCGCGGGGCGUGGCCCACUCCUACUCCUCCGCCCAGCUGCAGAACGCGGCGGCGGCGGCGGCGGCCGCCAUGGGCAACCGGCCGGUCAAGCAUCCCGCGGCGAGGCCGCUGCAGCAGGGGCCAAAGGGUGGGGCCACCGGCAGCGGGGGCAGCAACCAGGUCCACAUGGCCGCCUGGAGGAAGCAGAGCGGCGGCAACACAGGUGUCCCCAUGACGUACGUGAACCCCAGCCUCGCCGCCCACAAGACCAGCUCCGCCGUGGAGCGCCAACGGGAGUAUCUGCUGGACAUGAUCCCAUCACGCCCCAUCUCCCAGACAGCCAACACAUGGAAAUAAUGCUGCACCAUGAACCUCUGCAAUAACUAUGACCCCAUUGAAAUAAUUUCACCCUCCUAAUUAUCAACAUAACUACGGACCAUGCCGGGGGGAGGACCUACGUUUUGACCCAUAUUUAGGAAGUACAGAAAAAAAAAAAGUGAAUAGAAAAAAAUAUAUAUUUCCCUCGCUCUUUCUGCUGCCGUCUGUCUGUCUCUACGUCCUAUGGAUUGUGAAUAUUCAGGAGUGCCGGGGACGGGACGUGUACGACCUCAGAUGUGUCUGUCGUCUCUCCCUCUGUCGUCGGUUGAACCUCAAGUUUGCAACGAGAGGGAGCCGUCGCAUCCUCGCUGACCUCCAUUCUAGCUGGGAGAUGGCCGCCAUCUUGCACCGUCAAAGAUUAGCCUUAGCUCUGACCCCAUUCCUCUCCAGGUGAAGUAGGACACUAGGAGCCUGCGGUUGCUGGACUCGCCUCUGAAGUUCCAUCUUGUUGGGAUUUUUACCCAUCUCCAUUAUUUGGACGGUUCCCAGGUGUUUCUGAAAUCCUUUUUUUUUUUAAUAGCUAUAUGGGCUGAGUUAAGUAGCUGUCCACCGACCUCGCAAAACAUUAUUCACUGCCACUCGUGGUUGAAAAAAAGCCCAUAAUCAAUACUUUUAUUCCAACAUGUCUGGCAGGGAACAAAGCUUCUGGAGUAAGAUGGCUGCUCUUAAAUCCAUUCUGACUACAUAGUUGUGGAAAUAAAACCUUGUGUAAUACCGGGGGAAUCAGGAGUAAUGGCCAGAAGUGAGCAUUACUCGGCUAUGGUCCAUUAACUGUGGUUCUAUGGUGGGGAGGGUAGCUUGUGGACCAUCCAGGAAAUAAUAACUGCUUUAGCUUUGCAAAAACGAAUACUAAAGACUUAAAAAAAGAAAAGACAAAACAAAAAAAAUAACGUUUAUCUCCACACAGAUUGCCUCUCCACUUUGUGUGCGUGUGUAUAGCAGAGCGUUUGGGCAGUGUGUCGGGAUAAUUUUGUAUGGCUGAAUAUGAAACGUGUCCUGUAAGUCCUAUACUGUGUUUGAGAUGUCGUGCUCCCUGACGCGUGGAACUGGCCUCUUCGAGGGCUCCUGGUUAAGGUUACUGUUGAGGUGGUUUUACAUCUGCUGGGUUCUGUGUUUUAGCCGACUUUUAAUGACUUGUUUCUAAGAUGAAGACCAUUAAAACAGAUAAAUGUCUCGCUGUCUAAUAUUUAAACAAAAUCAAAAUGCAGACUGAAAGUUUCGGGGACUUCUUGGAUAUUGUAGAAAGGAAAUAAGAGAAGAAAAAAAACGUCCAAAGAACUACUGGAGUCCAAAUGGAGAAUCUUCUCCCAGGGGGUUGGGUGUUCCUGAACCCUCUUUGGAUGUAAAAAUAUACGUUCCUGCUAAGCCAUGGGGCUGUGAACGAUGUCAUGGUUCAUGACGUGGUUUUGCUUUUAGUUGUAGUUUGUGGCGGAUUCUUUUUCCUCUUUAGACAACUUUUCCCGGUUUAUUUAUAGGGUCCCGUUAGCAGAGGUUUGCGUUUAGGCAUCGGUUCGAAUGGGUCUCCCAUUUUAAAACAUGCGCAUCUUCUGUCCUGCACACCCUGUCAUUGGUUUAGAAGAAGCUGGUCCCAUUUCAGAAUGUAACCAUUUAAAAACAAAACGCACCAUGGAUAUGUUUUCUUUUUUUGUCUGCUUUGAGGUGUCGUCCAUGAUUUGUCUGAUAUAAUUGGUUCUUUACAAUUGUGAUGUGCGAUGCAAUGUGUUUUCUAAGGAUUCAGUGGCUCAGGAUAAGCUAGUGUGGGGGGGGGGGGGGGGGGGGGAAUCCAAUAUGCCCAUAACAAAAAGCGGCGAUGCGCUCAGCCUCCGGACAGUCUACGAGGCUAUAACCUUUUCAUUUUGCGAUGGCUGCCUUUGUAAGGUACAUACGAUUGGACGAUUACAAAAUGGCUAUGUUUGGGGUCUCGGGUUGUAAUGGAUACUUAAAUUAUUAGUUUUAAAUUGUUUGUUUUCUCUGUCUCUUUUUUUUUGCGGGCGGUGUGCACAAUGGUCGAGAAAUUAAAGCAGCCGUCACAUGAGGUCCGCCCCGAUCGGUGCAUUCUUGUAAAGACUGCUGACGCGCGAGUUAGGCAACCUUCUUUCACAGGUUUAAUUUAUAGGUAAACCUUGUAUACCCUUAACCAAUGUGUUCAUCCCUUUUUACACACAUGCAGUGUUUUUGUUAAGUAUAACCCCAAUCUUUAGAGAUGUUUUUUUGUUUCUUUGUGUAUAGACCCAUGUAUCGGUCUCGAUUCUUUUGUAAGGAUUGAACAAUGCCAUCAUUGAGGAUUUACGACUUUGUUAAUUCAUAGGUUUUCUGUUUUUCUUUUCAAGGCCAUCGCUCACCAAGAAGCCCUGUGUUGAAAGCUAAGGUCUCAGUGUUUAGUAGACGACAUUGUCAUUUGUUCAUCGGUAGAACCCCAAACAGGUGUUUAGGAACAUCUGGGACGUUUGGGACUCCUCAUUUCCACAGUUGGAUUGAUUUAAAUCGGCCGGGGAUAUUUCAAACUGUCUGUGUAUGGCAGACAAGGGCCGGAUGUAGCAAAAGGAUUCGAACUGUUGAAUGUAACGCGAACGACUGGAGAGUUGGCGUUAAAUGUGUGGACCGGCUGCAGGCCCUCCGUGCACCGCUGGGUGUCGCUGCUGAGGCCGGUUACGUCAUCAUUCCGUCUCCUCCAGGGAUCCCCGCUCCAAGGCGCUUCUUCGGGGAAAUGAGGUGUACAUGAAAAAUAUACGUUUGGAUUCUUUUUUUUUUUUUUCUCUCACCGCUCUAUCAAGUAAUAAUAAAAACUAAUUUUAACCCCUCUA
Gadus macrocephalus (Pacific cod) is the source of this 5024-nucleotide messenger RNA. RefSeq names its product GATA zinc finger domain containing 2Ab (gene gatad2ab). Gene Ontology annotation, cellular component: NuRD complex. Gene Ontology annotation, biological process: negative regulation of transcription by RNA polymerase II. Gene Ontology annotation, molecular function: sequence-specific DNA binding. The record is from RefSeq and is a predicted model, not a curated record. The transcript is spliced from 10 exons. The coding region runs from base 202 to 2199 and encodes 665 amino acids. Lineage: Eukaryota; Metazoa; Chordata; Actinopteri; Gadiformes; Gadidae.